AUGUCGCCCGUGCCAGUAUUAUCGCUGAAUUCCGUGAGUCUGGGCCUCCGGUAUUUGCGUUGGAUCGAGGAUCAAACCAUUUCCCAGGAUUUACUCGUCGCGCUUCAUUCUAAUGGCUUAUGCAUAUUAUGGGACACCCAGAACCUAAAACAGCUUUGGAAGAUUUACAUUGACGAGUCUUUCACUUCCUUUUGCAUUGAUUUCAGAGGCUUGAGAAAUGCAAUCCUCUACGGUUCUUCCUCUUUCUCUCUUGCCGAUUUUUCAACAGUUUCUGGAUUCAAAGACAAAACGAAAUCAAUAGAAUUUGAAUGCGUUGUUCGCAACAUAGAUUCUGGAAAUAAGUUGGUCAACCCUGACAUCCAGACGUCUCCCCAGUCGAACAGCUCAAGUGAGUCUACGGUAACUCAAGAAUGCAUUCAAGCCUGCUAUCAUGGCUACCGGGAAGAUUGCGGGGUGUUUCUGUUCAAGCGCCAGAUUCUGUUGGUCGAUUUGCAAACAACCCAAUCCGUUCUCUCUAUAACACCCGACAAAACCGUCUCUUCCUUUCUUGGAUUGUACAGUUGCCGUCUUCGCGACUUGCUCAUUUGCCUGCACGAAAAUGGUAAUCUCAGCGUUUACGCUCGUCGCGGUUUGGCUUGCCCCUUCGAACUCGUUUCGGCUAAUCGUCCUUCGGUUGUGUGUUCAGUCUAUGACCGCCUUACCGAGCAGUCGCAUGAUACACUUGCGUACGAUCUUGUGGCCCAUGGGGAGCGCUCGCGCCGUCUGCGUCAAUCAGUGCCCGUUCACCUAACGGUUGAUCGAGCUAGGGAGGUUGCCAUUGCGAUUACAGCCCCCGAGGGCCGCAUUCAGUUUUGGCAGCUACGCGCUUUGCGGCCGCGGCCCCUACAUGCAUCUCGGAAUGAAACCGCUGCUCCUGUGUGGUGUCUAGCCGAUUUACUUCCCCAUGAACCAGGGAUUGCUAGGCCGCCUAAACUAUGUCUCCAGAUGUAUUCAUUGUAUACUGCUGCCAAAACAGACCCCACAGUUUGUACUGUGUGUCCAUGGCGUCUCCUGAAACCGAUUGCUCAACGGCUGGGUGUUCACAGUUUGGCAGCUGUGGGGAACAGUCGAGGUUUUGUCCAAAUUUGGGACAUUAACUCGGGAAUUUUGUGGCGAGAGUAUCAGCUGAUACCUGCCCCUAUAUUUGGCAUUGAAUGGCUCACCAUUCAAGCAGAAUCUCCUAGUCGCCCGAAUACGGCAGUUACUGCACUCACUCUGUGUCUCAUCGUUCACGGCUGGCAGCCUAAAGAUGGGGCUUUUAUCAAUGCCCAGAUGGCACCAUUUGUGGAAGCGACCAAACUGGAAGUUAAAAAUUACAUCGCAUUACUGAAUCUUUCUACUGGUUGUGCAAUCCACUUCAGAGACUCGCUUAGUAAGAUUUCUCCCGACUCUGGCCUUCUUCCCAGCUCUCUGGGCUCAGGUUCUGUGAUCAGUCGGAACUCAAUCUCUCCUACGGGUUCGUCUUACGAGGAACCCAUCGACAUAGCUCGUGUUAGCCAAUCGGGUCGUUAUCUAGCAUUACUAGUGCGUAACACUUGCGUUGAGCUAUGGAAUACGAACACUCUCAACAUGAUGAAGUGCAUUCCGUUUACCACGGCAUACUGUGGUGCCACAUUGGAUUGGCACCACUCUCCCACCACUUUCGCCGAAUUGAAUCUGACUCGGUUUUCGGACCCAUUGAUUGGGCAUUACCAUUCGAAUGAGGAACUCGAUCAUAGAAGUGUCACCGUUUCAUCUACUAUGUUGCAGUCUGAGAGCAGCAGACGAGAGUCUUUGAUCCUUUGCACUACCCUUGGAAACCUCCGGUUGGUUGUAGUCGGUGGAUCCGAAAUGGACUCUACCACCAUUUCGAACGAGAUCCUACAGGGUCUUCCGGCUUCCAGUUUGGAGCGAAUCAGAGCAGUUGCCUGGUUUGCCGACCUCCUUGCUUUCGGAACAUCCGAUGGGUUCAUCGUUUUGCGCGAUCUCUGCGGUCGACGGACUCUCAUUCGCAUGAGCUCCGGUCUUGGGUGGCUUGAUCAACCCGAUACGACCAUCGUGACGAACUCAUCUCUCCUCGACCACCGGCUCUACAUAUCGACGCUGAGUGCCUCCAGCCCGUGUGACACUGGGGUUAGGCGGUUGUGUUUCCUUCCAGAUUCGCCUGCCCAUUCUCUUUUACUGGCUUUGACGCAUGAUUCACUGUUUGUUUGGCAACCACACGAUAUGGUGUUACUCUGUAGUGCUUAUUUUCGGGGUCACCUGCAGCGUUGUUUGAUCAGCGCCGAUUGGGCGUGUGCUAUCUCCGGAUCAUCCGAUCCAGCCGUAUGUUUGAUUGUCGGGGGUGAUGGUGCACUGCGACUUGUGCGGGUCGGGGAGUCAGGUGUUGAAAUGAUUCCCACAGCUACUGCUAAAGACAAUACAGGCUUCGCCAGCGAACCAAUUACUCGGUUCUACGGAAGCAGUCCUGUCUCAGAUCAAAUUGAAAUUUGCACGUCCUUGCUGUUGCCUUCUCUUCUUCCUGCCGAAAUUGCGUCUGCAAUCCAAUGCCUGCUCCAGAGCCAAUCGUUGGACUUAUCUUCACCAAGCCAACUACCUCUCAGUUUAGCAGGAAGCACUCGCUCUGAUGGCUCAUCUGAAGCGUUUGCAGACGUCUUUAGAACCACUUACAGCGAUUCUAGCGCGCCAUGUUCCACCAUUCGGCGUCCCAAACUAGCUCCCGGAUUCUCAAAAAUACAAUCUUCUGUGGAUUUAUUUUUCUCCUAUUUGGAACAGAGCCCGGAUUUCCAGAAUGUGUUUAUGCGACCUUCAGACACCCUAGUGGAACGGUGUCUGUGGACUGCGCAGCUCUUCGGUGAUUCCUACGAGACCAGGUUUUGGCGCGUUGUGGCCAAUCGUUUAUUGAAAAGUCACACAAAGUGGGAUAUUCGUUACGUGUUAGAUCUCUCUUGGGAUCUGUUGGCUGAGCACAGUUUGUACCGCCGCUCAGCCCUCGUUCGUCUCGACGUUUUGGAACGAACUAGAGCGACGGAAGCUCACUGGAAUCGGUGUGUGCAUCAACUGAUUUUGCUCGGCCAGCACGAGCGUGCCGUGUCCCUUUUACUGGAAACGCCACCAGACUCUUCCACCUACACUGUCAACAUGCACCGAGCUUGCUUAUUGGCUGCAAGUGCUUCUGGUCGACUGCGCUUUUCAAACUCAUCCGGCUCCAUUCAAAUUUUUGAGGACACUUUCCUGAGCACUGUAAAGUUAGUGGCUACAAAUCUGCUUUCUAACGGUCAUCUUGACGAGGGCAUAGAAUUACUGUGCUUCAUCGGCCUGUACUCCGACGCCUGUCGCUACCUGGAAUCUUUUGACAAGUGGGAACGUUCCAUUUGGCUUGCUAAAUGCUGUCUCCCCCCUGACGAAGCCGAUCAAAUCCUCCGUCGAUGGGCGGGUUAUCUUUGUUCGUCUCAGAUCGGUCGAAAACACUUUGCCGUGCUCAUCUAUGUUCUCUUGGACGACCAUAUUACCGCGUUGAAGAUGCUCUGUGAUCUAGGACGUUAUCAACUUGCUGCUCGCUAUCUGGAAGCAUGUCUUCAAACCAAGGCAUUGAUAUGGUCAGAUGAACACGAAUCCUUAUUCUGCACUAUAUUCUUCGAAUUCAGCAAGAUCCUGGCCAAAUUUGGACAUCACGAACUGGCCGCUCAAUACUGCUCAAUACUGCUGGCCAAUUAA
Messenger RNA from Dicrocoelium dendriticum, 3735 nucleotides. Lineage: Eukaryota; Metazoa; Platyhelminthes; Trematoda; Plagiorchiida; Dicrocoeliidae. The record is from the annotation of a GenBank genome assembly.